CAAGAGGAAAAACCGCUUGUUCUAAAGCAGGAGACUGCAACUUUUCCUGCUCGUGAAGCAAGUAACCACAGUGAACCAGAACCAAGCAGUGACCAGCUCCUUUCUCACAACUCUCCUGUCACAGAUCAGGAUGAAAUCAAGGAUGGUAACUCACACAGAAAUGAGUCGGAGCAAGUCGUAUCAGGCCUGACAGUUCAAAAUUGCAAGACCGCACAUUUAUGUAGCACCUGUGGGAAAAGAUUUACUCGGAGGGGUCAGUUGAAGAGUCACAUGCGAAUUCACACAGGUGAGAAGCCACAUUUAUGUAGCACCUGUGGCAAAAGAUUUACUCAGAGGGGUCAGUUGAAGAGUCACAUGCGAAUUCACACAGGUGAGAAGCCACAUUCUUGUAGCGCCUGUGGGAAAAGAUUUACUCAGAAGAGUCAGUUGAAGAGUCACAUGCGAAUUCACACAGGUGAGAAGCCACAUUCUUGUAGCGCCUGUGGGAAAAGGUUUAGUUUGAAACAAAUUUUGAAUAGGCACAUGCGAAUUCACACAGGUGAGAAGCCACAUUCUUGUAGCACCUGUGGGAAAAGAUUCACUCAGAAGAGUCAGUUGAAGAGUCAUAUGCGAAUUCACACAGGUGAGAAGCCACAUUCUUGUAGCACCUGUGGGAAAAGAUUCACUCAGAAGGGUCAGUUGCAGAGUCACAUGCGAAUUCACACCGGUGAGAAGCCACAUUCUUGUAGCACCUGUGGGAAAAGAUUCACUCAGAAGGGUCAGUUGAAGAGUCACAUGCGAAUUCACACAGGUGAGAAGCCACAUUCUUGUAGCACCUGUGGGAAAAGAUUCACUCAGAAGGGUCAGUUGAAGAGUCACAUGCGAAUUCACACAGGUGAGAGGCCACAUUCUUGUAGCACCUGUGGGAAAAGAUUUAGUCUGAAACAAAUUUUGAAUAUGCACAUGCGAAUUCACACAGGUGAGAAGCCACAUUGUUGUUGCACCUGUGGGAAAAGAUUCACUCAGAAGGGUCAGUUGAAGAGUCACAUGCGAAUUCACACAGGUGAGAGGCCACAUUCUUGUAGCACCUGUGGGAAAAGAUUUAGUCUGAAACAAAUUUUGAAUAUGCACAUGCGAAUUCACACAGAAACAUCAGCUAUCAAGCUACAACAGAAAUAUAUCCUGGACAUUGUCAAGGAGAUAAGGUCGCUUCACAAUCAGAAUGCAGAGAAGGAGAAAUGGAUUGUCUAUCUGGAGAGCAGGGUCACGGACCUGGAGCAAUACACGAGAAUAAAUGAUGUGAUCAUCAUGGGGCUAAAGAUAAAACCUCGGUCAUAUGCUCGGGCCGUGACUGCUGACAGCAAAGAAGAGCAUGGAGAACUGGAUGUUAGCUCUGCAGAGCAACAGGUGGCUGGUUUCUUGCAGUCAAAAGGGAUCGACCUGGACUCUAAUAACAUCAAGGCAUGCCACCUUCUGCCCAGGAAAAGCACGGCACCUAAAGAAAAUUCAAAAUACCUGGACUGCAAACUGUAA
Messenger RNA from Oreochromis aureus, 1512 nucleotides. RefSeq names its product zinc finger protein 501-like. Gene Ontology annotation, biological process: regulation of transcription by RNA polymerase II; central nervous system development. Bases 271 to 1512 code for a protein of 413 amino acids. The transcript is spliced from 3 exons. Lineage: Eukaryota; Metazoa; Chordata; Actinopteri; Cichliformes; Cichlidae. Gene Ontology annotation, cellular component: nucleus. Gene Ontology annotation, molecular function: RNA polymerase II cis-regulatory region sequence-specific DNA binding; DNA-binding transcription factor activity, RNA polymerase II-specific. The record is from RefSeq and is a predicted model, not a curated record.